Prorocentrum cordatum is the source of this 429-nucleotide messenger RNA. Lineage: Eukaryota; Dinophyceae; Prorocentrales; Prorocentraceae. The record is from the annotation of a GenBank genome assembly.
GCUCUUUUCCUUGUGAAGACGCUAGACAUCCGUGUGAAGACGCUAUACCGUGUGAAGACGCUAUUCCCGGUGGAGACGCUAUUCUUUGUGAAGACGCUAUUCCCGGUGAUGACGCUGUUCUUGCUGAAGACGUUCUUCUGGGUGAAGACGCUCUUCCCGGUGAAGACGCUAUCCCCUGAGAAGACGCUAUUCCCGGUGAAGGCGCUGUUUUUUGUGAAGACGCUAUUCCCGGUGAAGACGCUAUCCCGGGUGAAGACGCUAUUCUUGGUGAAGACGCUAUUCCCGGUGAAGACGCUAUUCUUGGUGAAGACUCUGUUCAGGGUGAAGACGCUAUUCUUGGUGAAAACGCUAUUCCCGGUGAAGACGCUAUUCCGGGUGAAGACGCUAUUCCCCGUGAAGACGCUAUUCCCAGUGAAGACGCUAUUCCCA